Siniperca chuatsi (mandarin fish) is the source of this 1727-nucleotide messenger RNA. RefSeq names its product sideroflexin 4 (gene sfxn4). The record is from RefSeq and is a predicted model, not a curated record. Gene Ontology annotation, cellular component: mitochondrial inner membrane. Bases 153 to 1097 code for a protein of 314 amino acids. NCBI's taxonomy places the organism in Eukaryota, Metazoa, Chordata, Actinopteri, Centrarchiformes, Sinipercidae. The transcript is spliced from 14 exons. Gene Ontology annotation, biological process: monoatomic ion transport; mitochondrial transmembrane transport. Gene Ontology annotation, molecular function: monoatomic ion transmembrane transporter activity.
GCCCACAACUGAGCACGUGGUUGAAGGCGGAAGUAGUUUCUAAAUAGAACUUGACCUCAAAGCACGAUACAUGCACACUGGUAAAAUGUGUACUGUAGAAGUUUUAUAGUGCGUUUUUUAAUUUAUGAGAAGUAAAUAUAUCCGUUGUUCUAAUGGAUCCUAAUCUGUUGUUUUGGAAAAGCCAGGGGCAGUCCUUCCUCAGUCGACUACGGAUCUGGGUUAAUCUCCUUGAUCCAACUUCCCUGCUUUCCUCUGAUGCUGAAAUACAGAAGGCCCACUCUCUUCUUGGAAGUGGAGAGAAACUAAAUGAAACGGAUGGGCAAGCACUGACCCUCUCACUUUCGUCUGUCCACGCUGAUUCUGGUGCUGCUCUUCCAUUAGUUUUCCGCCCUCCAGCACUGUUGCCGAUAUCAGCACCUCUGGUGGUUGCCAGCUUUUUGCCACAUAGCAGUGUCAAACCUGCUCUGUUUUGGCAGUUUUUGCUGCAUAGUUACAGUGCUGGGUUCAACUAUGCAAACAGAAAUUCUUCAUCAGAGCAGGGUAAGAAGAUGUCUUUGAAGCAGCUUCUGUUGAUCGCUGGAACAGUUUCCUAUGCAACAUGUGCAGGGGCCCUUCCUCAAAUUUUCAUUAACCGACUUGGUGUAAGAAGCGCACCAAUCCAGACUUUCUUUAGGUCGAUAUUACCAAUCCCACUGUCAGCUGCUCUGGCCUUCUUCAAUGUGUUUACCAUCAGAAGUGAGGAGUCAGAAACUGGGAUCCAAGUGUUUGACUCCAGUGGAAAUCCUGUCGGCCUCUCUAAAGCAGCUGGAGAAAAGGCUGUGAGGGAAACUGCGUUGUCAAGAGCGGUACUGUUUGGUACAACCGCUGCUGUUCCUAAUCUCCUGGUUUUGCUCUUACAGAGAAAAAGACUUUUCCAGAGGAACUCUCUGCUGGUCGCCCCUCUCCGGCACAUAAGUGUUGCGUUUGUUCUGGGCUUGAUGAUCCCCGUCUCAUUCAGUCUCUUUCCACAACUGGGAACGAUAAGGAAGGAGAACGUCGAGGAGGAGCUGCAGGCUGUGGCGGACGACGGACAGUUAUACUACCAUAGAGGACUCUGAGGAGAUGUUUUAGUAGAUUACUGGAUAGCAUCAUAAUAAAAAUGUCUUCUUUAACAUCAUGCAGCUGAAAACGUACCAUGCAUGUAACACACUCAAAGAUGAAAUGCAGCUUUUUCUCCCAGAUUUCAUGUGAACUAUUUUGUUGUAAAACACAGUUUAAUACAUUAAAACAAGCAAGAGGCUACUUUUUGAUAGUAAAUGUAUUUAUUUGGAAUAUUAGGUGUAUUUAUAGAUAGGAAAUAUUACAUCAAUUCAUGAAAAUACAUUUAGUUUUCAAAGUUACAUGAGCAUUUCUAUGUAUUGCACUCUGUUUUAUCUGAUAUGUUGAGGCACAAAACCAUCCUUGUGGCAAUGUGGUUGAAAAUGUACUCAACUGUAAAACAACAGCGCUAACUAUACAUCAGUUAAAAAAAAUAUAAUCUGAACAGUAAGACACACAUGAUGCAAUAUAAAUCAAUGUGGACAUGGAAGCACCAAUCAUUUAAUCAGUUAGUUACUUUUUAUAAAACAGCCUCAUAAUACAACACAAUCUGCUUGUAUUUCAGUUGUGUGCAACACUAAAGUCAUUAGUAAAAUACAAAAUGUGACAUUGUUUAAAAAAAUGUAAAUAAACCAACAUGUUGUGCAAUG